Trichogramma pretiosum is the source of this 1429-nucleotide messenger RNA. It is a transcript of the gene EloC, whose product is annotated as elongin-C. NCBI's taxonomy places the organism in Eukaryota, Metazoa, Arthropoda, Insecta, Hymenoptera, Trichogrammatidae. Gene Ontology annotation, cellular component: elongin complex. Gene Ontology annotation, biological process: ubiquitin-dependent protein catabolic process. The coding region runs from base 134 to 499 and encodes 121 amino acids. The transcript has 4 exons. Gene Ontology annotation, molecular function: protein-macromolecule adaptor activity. The record is from RefSeq and is a predicted model, not a curated record.
CAGCAACUAACAGUGGUCAAGUAUAUUUUGUUUGCUCAUCGUUCUUGAAAAGUACAUAGUUCACUAUUAGUCAGAAGGUCUUCUGGCUCGAUUGUUUUUUCACGCUGGUUGAUAAUAAUAAAUACAUCUGAAAAUGUCUCAAGACGUCAACAUGCAAGCUGAAAAGGACACAGCACCAGUUUAUGGUGGUUGUGAAGGACCCGAUGCUAUGUACGUAAAAUUGGUCAGCAGUGAUGGACACGAAUUCAUUGUUAAACGAGAACAUGCUUUGACUAGUGGUACCAUCAAAGCUAUGUUGAGUGGACCUGGGCAAUUUGCUGAAAAUGAAGCUAAUGAAGUUAAUUUCCGAGAAAUACCGUCACAUGUUUUGCAAAAAGUUUGUAUGUAUUUCACCUAUAAAGUUCGAUACACAAACAGCAGCACCGAGAUACCAGAAUUUCCAAUUGCACCUGAAAUAGCUCUGGAACUUUUGAUGGCUGGUAAUUUUUUGGAUUGUUGAAAAUUGAAUUUGUCCAAAUAUUUUAAUAUUGACUGGACAGUCUCAUUCAAAUGUUCAAGUUUCAAAGGGAGAAAGUUUGAUCUGGUGGUUGUAAAAUCUAGCUACUUUGCCAUAGAGAAGCUAGAUUCUUAGAAUUAAUAUUUUAUUGUUUAAAUAACUAAGCACACAUUCCUGCUGGGAGUAAAUGCAUUGAAAAACAUUAGAAUAUUUUUUCCAAAUUAUUUAACUAGUAAUUAAAAAAAAACUAUGUCACUUAACUAUAUUUCAUAUAGAAUUCUGCUGACCAUACGUGAAAUACAUUAAAAAAAUAUGCAUCCAUCAGAGAAAAAGGAGUUAGCUUACAUUUAAUAUGAGUCUAUGUUUACCAAAUAUGUCUAUAAAGUUUGAAUACUUAUUUUGUUCAGUUAUAACAAAACUUCAUGUUGAUGACUUUGUAAAUGAAUAAGUUGCAACUGAUACAUAUUUUUUAUAAUUAUUUAUUUAGAAGCUCUUUUAACGGCAAUAAUGAUUUUGAAAUAAUAUGAUUAGACUUUGUUUUCAGAUUGUUGAAACCUAUUACUGGUUGAGUUAAGUUAAGACAGUCUGAUUUCAAUUAUCAAAUUACUCAUGAACUUUUAAGUUUAAGUUACUAUUUAGUUGCUUAUCCUGCAUCUAUAAUUAAAAUGUAUAUUCAGUAUCAAUUGAUUUAAAUCAUACACAAAUUUUCAGACUUUCUUACUAUUUCUAUGAUAAAUACAUUUUAUUUCUUUAUACUACCACAUAGUGUUCUCAAGUGCUAAACAUAACAUUGUUUACAUAAAAUUGAUGAUAUAUUUGCAAAUGCCACCAUCUGGCAAAUAAAAAUUGAAACAUAUUUUUUAAAACUAUGGAAGAAAAUACCCAUCUUAUAAAAGAACUAAGAAGAAUAUUAUAAUAAAUAGUGCGAGUUCA